AAGCAAGAAAGUUGGAGAAAUCUGAAAACAGAGUAACCAAAGAAAAUGUUACGAUCACUGAGUCACAAACCCUCCCCCUCUUCACUCUUCAACUUCACCUCACUUCGCAGCAGAAUUCUAAACACCCACACGCAUGCAUUCUCCUCCGCCGUAUCACCACCGUCAAAAGCAAUCAUAUACGAAUCCCACGGCCAACCCGACGCAGUAACAAAGCUAGUCGACAUUCCGGCGACGGAAGUUAAAGAGAAUGAUCUGUGCGUCAAGAUGCUAGCAGCUCCAAUUAACCCUUCCGAUAUUAAUAGAAUACAAGGUGUUUAUCCUGUGAGGCCGGAACCACCUGCAGUUGGUGGUUACGAAGGUGUUGGAGAGGUUCACUCCGUUGGCUCCGCCGUAACUUGUUUCUCUCCCGGUGAUUGGGUUAUUCCUUCUCCACCUUCUUUCGGGACGUGGCAGACAUACAUUGUGAAGGAUCAGAAUGUGUGGCACAAAGUAAACAAGGGUGUGCCUAUGGAAUAUGCUGCUACAAUUACUGUUAAUCCUCUAACUGCUCUUCUAAUGCUUGAAGACUGCGUUACUUUGAACUCAGGAGAUGCUAUUGUACAAAAUGGGGCAACCAGCAUGGUUGGUCAGUGUGUCAUUCAGCUUGCAAAAUCUCGUGGCAUUCACAACAUUAAUAUUAUACGGGACAGGCCUGGGGUUGGUGAAGUAAAAGAAAGACUUAAGGAUUUGGGUGCUGAUGAAGUUUUCACCGAGAGUGAAUUGGAAGUGAAGAAUGUCAAGAGUCUCCUGGGUGGUAUACCUGAACCCGCACUGGGAUUUAACUGUGUCGGUGGCAAUUCUGCUUCUUUGGUUCUCAAAUUUUUAAGACGAGGAGGAACUAUGGUGACGUAUGGUGGAAUGUCUAAAAAGCCCGUCACUGUAUCAACUUCAUCCUUCAUAUUUAAGGAACUUUCCUUGAGGGGUUUCUGGUUGCAGAAUUGGUUGAGCACAGAUAAAGCUGAAGAGGGCAGAAGAAUGAUAGACAGGCUUUUGGGUCUUGUACAAGAUGGAAAGUUAAAAUACAAGAUGGAAUUGACUCCCUUUAAUGAUUUCAACACAGCAUUGGAUAAAGCUCUAGGAAAACUUGGGAGCCAACCAAAGCAAGUGAUCAAAUUCUAAUUUGAAAUGUGGGAUUGGAUUUAAGGCUUGCGGUUGAUAUUUACUUUCUGUGAGAAAGGAGUUCUGCAUUUUAUAUGGCAUUUCUAUCUCACUGUUAAGUACUCAUCUUGUAGGAAUCCCAUGUGUAUUGUACAAGAAUACUGAAACAUAGCUACAACUUUUCCAAAAUUUGCUCCAAGUAGUUCAAAACAAUCUCAG
Molecule: messenger RNA, 1356 nt
Organism: Medicago truncatula (barrel medic)
Lineage: Eukaryota; Viridiplantae; Streptophyta; Magnoliopsida; Fabales; Fabaceae
Product: enoyl-[acyl-carrier-protein] reductase, mitochondrial
Exons: 8
Coding region: 46-1158 (370 amino acids)
Biological process (GO): fatty acid metabolic process
Cellular component (GO): mitochondrion
Molecular function (GO): oxidoreductase activity
Source: RefSeq, a predicted model, not a curated record